CUCGGCUCAAUGCUAAUUAUUGAAGCAGCAACCAUGUUCAACAACGAUAACAUUGCAUCCUUGAAUCGGAGUAGUUUCCCAGAAGGUUUUAUUUUUGGAACAACAUCAUCUGCUUAUCAAUAUGAAGGUGCAGCAAAUGUUGGUGGCAGAGGGCCCAGUAUAUGGGAUACUUUCACUCAUCAUUAUCCAGAUAAGAUAAUGGAUAGAAGUAAUGCAGAUGUAACCAUUGAUGGAUACCAUCGUUAUAAGGAAGAUAUUGAGAUCAUGAAAGACAUGAACAUGGAUGCUUAUAAAUUCUCCAUCUCUUGGUCCAGAAUAAUGCCAAAAGGAAAGCUUAGUGGAGGUGUAAACAAGGAGGGAAUUAAUUAUUACAACAAUCUCAUCAAUGAGCUGCUAGCCAAAGGUCUUCAACCUUUUGCGACUAUUUUUUAUUGGGACCUUCCUCAAGCUUUAGAAGAUGAAUACGGUGGCUUUUUAAGUCCCAAUAUAGUGAAUGAUUUUCAGGAUUAUGCUGAACUUUGCUUUAAGGAAUUUGGGGAUAGAGUGAAGUAUUGGAUUACAUUGAAUGAUCCAUGGACUUUUAGUGAUCAUGGCUAUGCUAAGGGGGUUUUCGCACCUGGACGAUGUUCACCCUGGCAAAACAAAAAUUGUACUGGUGGGGAUUCAGCAACUGAACCCUAUAAAGUGGCUCACAAUCAGUUACUUGCUCAUGCAGCUGCUGUUAACAUCUACAGGACUAAGUAUCAAGCUUCUCAAAAGGGAUGGAUAGGGAUAACACUAGUUUCUCAUUGGAUGGUACCUCUCUAUGAUACAGAAUUGGAUCAUCACCAAGCUGCACAAAGAGCCAUUGAUUUCAUGCUUGGAUGGUUUUUAGAUCCAUUAACAUUAGGAGAUUAUCCAAGUUCCAUGCAAACUCUAGUGGAGAGUCGUUUACCAAAAUUCUCUACAUAUCAGGCCAGACUUGUAAGAGGCUCCUUUGAUUUUAUUGGAUUAAUCUACCACACUUCCUAUUAUGCCACUGAUGCAUCUGAAUUAAGUGAAUCCAUGCCUAGCUACCUCACGGAUUCUCUUACUAUUCUUACAAAUGAGCGUAACGGGAUACGUAUUGGUCCAAAGAGUACUUCAGUAUGGUUGUCUGUUUAUCCAAAGGGGAUUCACAAACUGUUGCUCUAUAUUAAAACAAAGUACAACAACCCUUUGAUUUACAUCACUGGAAAUGCAAUUGACGAGUUGAAUGAUCCAACACUCUUGCUUGAGGAAGCCCUGACAGAUACACCUAGGAUCAAUUACUAUUAUGGCCAUCUCUAUUAUCUUCAAACUGCAAUCAAGGAAGGCGUGAAUGUAAAAGGAUAUCUUGCAUGGCCUUUGAAUGACAACUUUGAAUGGUUUUUCGGCUACUCAUUGAGAUCAGGAAUUUGGUUUGUAGAUUAUGAUAAUGGACUCAAAAGAUAUCCAAAACUCUCAGCCACCUGGUUUAGGAAUUUCCUACAACAUAAAAUUGUUACAUAUGAUUCUUCGCUUUAA
Molecule: messenger RNA, 1524 nt
Organism: Cajanus cajan (pigeon pea)
Lineage: Eukaryota; Viridiplantae; Streptophyta; Magnoliopsida; Fabales; Fabaceae
Product: beta-glucosidase 12-like
Biological process (GO): carbohydrate metabolic process
Molecular function (GO): beta-glucosidase activity
Source: RefSeq, a predicted model, not a curated record